UACCACACGAAGUUGCUGAUCUGGAGCCUACAUUACAGCUGCUUGAGGCGCAAGAUUCCAAUGAUACUGCUACUUGGGAAACAAGGUAUCCAUGCCAGAGAAUGGGUGACUCCGGCCGCAGCAUUGUACAUCCUUCACCAAGUGUUGGACAAUCUCUCCUCGGACGAUGCCAAUUCCACCUUCUCUGGCCUCAACUACUACAUACUGCCUGUCGUCAACCCAGAUGGCUACGAGUACUCACACACCACAGAUCGUUUCUGGAGAAAGAACCGUUCGGCCAACAACGGCUCGAGUUGUAUGGGGACGGAUCUGAACCGCAACUGGAACCAUAAGUGGGCGGGGCCAGACUCCUGGUCCGACCCUUGCCACAUGAACUACCGCGGGGCUCAGCCCUUCUCAGAACUCGAGACUCAGGCCAUGUCAAAGUACUUGCUUAGCAAAACUGGCGAGAUUAAGGGAUAUAUGAGUCUUCACAGCUAUGGCCAAAACGUGUUGUUUCCGUGGGCCUACAGCUACACUAGACCAUCUGACUACAAGGAUCUCUACGAUCUUGCAUACUACAUGGCCUACAAGAUAAAGCUGGAAAAUAAAGCAAUAUACAAGUUUGGAGGAGCGGCUGAAUCUUAUUACAUAGCUUCUGGAGGAUCCCAGGAUUGGGCGAAGGCAGCUGCAAAGAUCAAAUACUCGUACACUCUCGAACUCAGAGACACUGGAGAGUAUAUGUUCUCUCUUCCACCAUCGGAGAUUAUGAAGGCAUCAAAAGAUGCUUUUGCAGCCUUCACCGUACUUACUCAAAAAGUGAAAAAUUGACAUUCUACCUGUUAUACAUGUUUAUGCUUGAUUUGUAUAGCUUUGUAAAAUUUCCAUGUCCUUUCUGUGAAAGGUUUUUCAUUUAAAGCUUAACACAAACAAACCAAUAAAAGAUACAGUUUUAAUGUCUCAGGGUUGUAUAAUAUUGUUCAUUUUGUUUACAAAGAGGCAAAACAUUUAUGU
Macrosteles quadrilineatus (aster leafhopper) is the source of this 993-nucleotide messenger RNA. Its product is annotated as carboxypeptidase B-like. Gene Ontology annotation, biological process: proteolysis. The record is from RefSeq and is a predicted model, not a curated record. Lineage: Eukaryota; Metazoa; Arthropoda; Insecta; Hemiptera; Cicadellidae. The transcript is spliced from 5 exons. Bases 61 to 810 code for a protein of 249 amino acids. Gene Ontology annotation, molecular function: metallocarboxypeptidase activity; zinc ion binding.